AUGUUGAAGGAGGUGGCAGGCCAGCCCGAAGGAACCACUCUUCUCGAUUGCAUCGAGAAUCGAGACGGGUUCGGUCCCCUGCCCUGGGCGUAUGAGCUACAACGUCCAGUGGCUAAAGUGGCGGAAGGAUACGGGAAGCCGUCAAGCCGUCCGCUUCAGAAACGCGACGGGCGAUUCACGACGUCCGAAGAGGAGGAGGAGGAGGGAGAGGAAGAUCUUCCUCCUUCCUUGGAGCCCCUCUACCCCGACGAGGGUCCGGAGCUGAUUCCUGAUGCAGAGUUGCGGGAGAUGUUCCGCCGGACCAGGAGCCGGUUGCGGACUACCUCACGCAUGUCGCGCGUGUGGCCUUGGCGCUUCGCGCGCAUGGCGUUGCGAGACCGUUGUCUGAGCUGGAGAUAG
This is a messenger RNA of Symbiodinium necroappetens, 399 nucleotides long. NCBI's taxonomy places the organism in Eukaryota, Dinophyceae, Suessiales, Symbiodiniaceae. The record is from the annotation of a GenBank genome assembly.